ACGAGUACGCGCACGCGUGGUUGAGCAAAUGUGCGCGCUUUGCGUGCACAGAGCUCGGGGCUCUCGAUAGAUUGUAGACGGAAGAGCAGGAGGAGAGAACGGCUGCAGUAGUAGGAGCAAGAGGAGGAGGUAACAGCGAGAGAGGAAGGAGUAGAUAUCAGACCAGAAGGAAGGAGCUCGUCGGGAGCCGGUUUUGCACUCAGCUUUUUACUGUUUUCUUUCUUGUCUGGAUACACGCACACACAGUUUACAUUGCUCUCGUGCGAUGCAAAAGUGGGAAGUGACCUUGCAUUUCGCCGCUGUCUGUAUUACACUUACAUCUUGGAAGAUUAAGCGUCUUUUUCUAGCGGACUGUUCAAACAGCGUGAAUUAAGGAGCAACUUCCAUCCUGGGGACGUGCAGUCUCGAUCCACUUGGGAAACGUCGCUAGACGCAAGGGAUGGAGCCGUGGAGGCAGUGCGCGCAGUGGCUCAUCAACUGCAGGGUGCUGCCCCCAAACCAUCGGGUGACAUGGGAGUCGGCACAGGUGUUCGACUUGGCCCAGACGCUCCGGGACGGAGUGCUUCUGUGCCAGCUUCUCAACAACCUGCGUCCGCAGUCUAUCAACCUGAAAGAGAUCAACCUGAGACCGCAAAUGUCCCAGUUUCUCUGUCUGAAAAACAUCAGAACAUUUCUUACUGCAUGCUGUGAAAUAUUUGGAAUGAGGAAAAGUGAACUGUUCGAGGCCUUUGAUUUAUUCGAUGUGCGAGAUUUUGCAAAGGUCAUUGAGACCCUGUCCCGCCUGUCUCAAACAGUCAUUGCCCAGCAUGCAGGAGUAAGGCCAUUUCCCUCUGAAGAAAUUGUAGAAGAUGAAGAUGUUUACAAAGGCCUGGAUGAAUUAAUUGAUGAAAAUGGAGUUGAGGAUGAGGAAGACCUUUAUGACUGUGUGUAUGGGGAAGAUGAAGGUGGAGAGGUGUACGAAGACCUUAUGAAGACUGAAGCUACGCCUCCCCCUCAGAAACAAGUGGAAACCGAUGUUCGGAGCUGCUGCUUACUUGAAAUCAAACAGACUGAAGAAAAAUACACAGAGACACUGGAGUCAAUAGAGAGAUACUUUAUGACACCACUUAGAAAAUUUUUGACAUCACAAGAGAUUGACAGAGUAUUUAUUAACAUUUCGGAUCUUGUGAAAGUCCACAAAUCUUUUGUACAAGAAGUUCAUGACUCCAUUUCAAUCAAGAAUUCCCAAAACUUAUACCAGAUUUUUAUAAACUACAAAGAAAGAUUGCUUAUUUAUGGGAAAUAUUGUAGUCAUGUUGAAACUGCAAUAGCAAGUUUGGAUGAUAUCUGCAAAGAAAAGGAAGAUGUGAGAUUAAAACUUGAGGAGUGCUCAAAACGGGCAAAUAAUGGGAAAUUUACUUUGAGAGAUCUUUUGGUUGUCCCCAUGCAAAGAGUUCUUAAGUACCAUCUGCUGCUUCAGGAAUUAGUCAAGCACACUCAUGAUCCUGCUGACAAAACUAAAUUACGGAUGGCCCUUGAUGCCAUGAAGGAUCUAGCACAAUAUGUUAACGAGGUCAAAAGAGACAAUGAAACCUUGCGAGAGAUUGACCAGUUUCAGCUUUCCAUUGAAAACCUGAAUCAGUCCCUUAGAAACUACGGACGACCCAAAGUCGACGGUGAAGUCCGUGUGUCUUCAUUGGACAGACGUUCAAAGCAGGACAGGCACAUAUUUUUGUUUGACAAAGCAGUCAUUGUAUGUAAAAGACGUGGAGAUAACUAUGAAAUGAAAGAGGUAAUCGAUCUGCACAAAUUUAAAAUCACUGAUAACCCAACAACAGAAAAAGAAAGCAAAAAGUGGUCUUACGGGUUUUACCUCACGCACAUUCAAGGGCAAAAUGGGUUUGAGUUCUUUUUUAAAACUAAGGAGCUGAAAAAGAAAUGGCUGGAACAGUUUGGAAUGGCAGUAUCCAACAUCAGACCUGAAAAUGCAAAUUGGAAUUGCCAUGAAUUUAAAAUGCACACUUUUGAACGGAUCACGUCCUGCAGUUUCUGUCAUAUGCUUCUGAGAGGAAUAUUCAACCAAGGCUACAUAUGUGUAAAAUGUGGAGCUGGAGUCCACAAGGAGUGUCUGGGUAGACUAGAGACUUGUGGGAAAGGUAAUGCAGAAUUUGUUUUUUUCUCUCUUUUAACAUAUUAUGCUCUUUUAAAUUUUGGUUUACCAAAGGUGCAGGUUAUCCGGACCUAUCAUGGAGUGCCUGCACCCACAGAGGGUCCAGCUUUGCAUAUCCAGAUUGGAGAUAUCAUUGAGGUCAUGCAUGCUGACGCCCACAGCUCAUGCUGGGAGGGUAAAAGUCUGACAACGAGGGAAUGUGGAUUCUUCCCAAGCAACGCAGUAAAGCCGUGUCCAUGUGAACCCAAACCUGUGAAUUAUUCUGCACAACCAUGGUUUGCGGGAGCAAUGGAAAGACUUCAAGCUGAAACAGAACUCAUCAACCGGGUAAACAGCACAUACCUUGUAAGACACAGAAGUAAAGAAGGCACGGAAUAUGCCAUUAGCAUCAAGUACAACAACGAUGUGAAGCACAUCAAGAUUUUAGCAAAAGAUGGGGUUUUCUACAUUGCAGAGAACAAGAAGUUUAAAAAUAUUUUAGAGCUAAUUGAAUAUUACAAGCAUCAUUCUCUGAAAGAAGGAUUCCGAAGUCUGGACACAACAUUGCUGUUUCCUUUCAAAGAACCGGAGAAUUCAGCCGCACAUAGGAGAAUCCGGUCAGCGGGCAACAUCUUCACUCCCAAGGUGGUUGGAAUUGCAAUAGCCCGCUAUGACUUCUGCCCCAGAGAUAUGAGGGAGCUUGCAUUAUCGGAAGGAGAUGUUGUAAAGAUCUAUACCAAGACUGGAGCAAAUGGCUGGUGGAGAGGGGAAGCGAAUGGCAGGGUGGGAUGGUUUCCAUCUACUUAUGUGGAAGAGGAGGAUGAGUAAGGCAAAAUGGACCCAACAGAGGAUCGGAAAAAGCCUUCUCCUUCUGAGCCACCCAUGUGGGCCACCAGCAAGGCUUCACUCUGGCAAGUCGGCAUGCGUGUGUUUUCCUUUGGGGACAUACAGAUAACAACACACUCCUCAGUCCAUAAAGUGGUGCUGCCUGUCCUAAAUCCCAAAUGCUACAAGCAGGGAAUUCUGUACAAGCCUGUGUUGACAGAUUAAUGGCUCGCCUACAGCUUUACAAGUAAAAGCCUGCCAGUUGGCUGUCAGUAGGGACCAGCUUCUGAGCCAGAACCUCUCCCUCCCUGAAGAACCUCAUGUUAUAGACAGCUUCAUUCUUCUUGUCACUCUUUCUGCUGUUGUGCAGUGUCAGCUCGGCUGCUGGUAAAUAUUUCAAUACUUCCCAGCCCAGCUUGGGCUCUCCUUGAUGAGCUACGAAAAUCUGGAACUGCUGUGUUGUACCUUGUGGAUUUAUACCAAGGCUGACCUUCUUAGCAUCCUACGUACCUGUGUUAUUAUUGAUGACUUCAUUUACCAUUUUCUUUCUAAAGUGAAAACUGUAAGGAUUUAGGCACUUCAUCAGCACAGAUGCGCUCUGCUUGGACAACAAUCAGAACCUUAAAAAAACAUUUCUACAGGGAGAGCAGCAUUACUUCAUGUUUGUGCAUGAAACAAAUGCAAAUGUUUGCAGCUGGCUUUGUCUCAAAAGGACCUUUUUUAGAAGUCACUGUUUGUUUGUGUGAUGCUAGGUUACUGAUCAAGUUGAUGAAAUGAUUUGGUACAAAACAAAAGCAGUAGAAAAGAUGGAGAGAAAACAGAGACAGUAAAUUAAGUGCUGGUACAGAAUUUCCAUAGCAUGCCUCUGACAGUGUUAACUGAAAGGGUAAUUAUAAGCUGCGGUUUGGCAGUAAAUCACUGGGAGAGGAAGGCCGUUCACAUGUCAUCAGUGCCUCAGAAUCGGCCAGCAGUUAUAAUGAAUCCAGACUAAUUGCCUUGGCUUUUUUUUUUACUAAUCUGUGAAUUUGCGAAUGUUUCCUCAGAAUGUUAAUUUCAACUGAUAAGGGUGCCAAGGAUUUGUUUUCACACACAGUACGAUUCUGAGAAGAGAAGAUUUGACCCGGUAGGUAGUUCUGCGUGGCACCUAACCCCGUUUUUUCUUAAACGCAGAAUUUGGAUUUCUUGCUGCGUUUGGUAAUUUGCGUAUCUGAAAAUCUGUUAAAAUGAAAUAGUUGCUAGCAAUCCGCAGCUAGUAUUUAUUGUAUCCACUAGCUGGUUCCUUAAUUGUUCAUUGGAAUUUGGAAGAGCAUAAUGAAAUCAGGGAGCAGUAAUAGAAUGGAUAAUUCUAUUACUGCUCUUCAAAACCAUUAAAAGAACUUGAAAAAGAAAAAUCUUGCCAUACUUGCUAUCAUUUUUUGUGUUAAUGAAUGUGCAGUAAUUAAAAAGAAAAUCAACUUAAUUCUGAUUAUCAAAUAGAAAAGUACAAUUCAUUUUAAAAUGUAAAUUAUUUUGCUUUAUCCUAACAGAAGACGAUUAGGAUCAGCUCUAAACAGUAUUCUUCCUCUCACUGUUUUCAAAUUAGCAAAACUGAUAAUUGCUUCCUAUACAGCUUUAUAUAUACAUUUGACGUAACAUCACUCAGUCUUGUUCAAAUUGAAUAGAUAAUAAAAAAUUUAAGAAUAAGGGUUGUGUCUUUAUAAAUUUGCACUCUGGUUCCGUUCCCAGGAUGCAUUAGAAAAGCGAACAUGUCCAUUUUGACCAUAUUGCAUAAACCUCUCUGGUUUGUCAUAGUAUGCAUUAAUUGACUAUUUUAUAUUAUCUACGCUGAAAUUGAAUAUUUGAAAUGAUUAUCAUUGCCUAAAUUUAUAUGAUUAAAUAUUAUUCUUUAUUUUCUACUUUGAACACAAGAUUAAUCUCAGACUAACUAAUGUUGCAACCGCAGUGUUAAAAAUAAUAAGCCUAUCAACAAUGAAUUUGUCAAGUUUGAACAAACUUCAAGAAAAUAUUUGUCAAAUAUAAAAAAAUAACAUUAAUACGUUAAAUAACAUCCAGCAUAUGAAUAUAGCCAAUAUUUAGCAAAUUACAUGCUCUAUAACUCCUUUAAAAAGGUCAAUUUGAAAGACUAGCCUAGGAACAUUACAGUUGCAUCACAUCUAGAUGGCAGCAUUCAUAUCGUCACUCGCACCCCAAAACCUGUUUGCAGCUGGCGGAGGUCUUAAUAUUUCUGUAUACCUCUUAAUAAAAUUUGUAACUCUACUUUAUUUUAUUUGAUUUUUUUGUUUUUCUCUAAAAUGGAGCAGGUUUCCUUCCGAAGGGUAAACGAGAAAUGUCUAAUCAUACACAUCUGCUACUCCACAACACUUCGUUAUCAGCACUUCAUAAAGCUCCAGUGAUCAGACAUUAGUGGAUGUCCACUUCUGCAAAUUAGUGAAAUUUAUCGGAAUUAUUCAGCAACAUUCCCUUGAGUAGGACACAACUCCUUUUUCAUUAAUCAUCCAUUAGAAGUGCUUAUGAAUUUGCAAAUGCAACAAAUAAAAUGGACACUCAGAAAGGCUCCUUUUUUGUUGUAUGUAGCCAGGGGUCGCAGGAAGACUUGCCAACCAUCACAUCCCUCUCUGAGUCUCAAGCAAAUUCAUCCCAAUCUUCUUCACAACAGGGCAUUCUUUCCAGGCUUUUGUGUCAGUAUUUGCAGUACACGUGGAGUUUCCAUUUGCAGGAGUGCCAGCAGACGGAGUCCGGUCUCCGAUGUCUCGUCCACUCACGGGUCUGUGAUGUGGGAAGUGAGAGAGAAGCAGAAGCUUUGAAAGCACCACUCCUUACAGGUCUUUCUUUACUUCAUUCCUAAUAACAGUAGCUAAAUGGUCACCGCAUGACAAUAUACAUCUACAUUAUUAUUAGCAGUUUCAUGCAAGUUUCAUAAUGUGAGAUUGCCUGCUUCUGACUGAGGAUGAUAUCCAUUCCAUUUUAUAACAAUUUAAAAUUCAGAGUGUUAAAGAUUCGGGUUUCCUGUGUACGUUGUGGUGACUCACACUGCCUUCUGUUUUUUAUUGCAAAACUCCUUGUAAUCAUUGAAUAAUUUAAACUGGUAAAAUGUAUAACUGGCUGUGACUGUGGCGUUGGUGGUUAGGACCGUGGGAAGAUGCUGUGGCAGACGUUUUCUAGCAAGAGACGGCCAAAAGUAACACAACCAAAUUCAUAUUAUUUAUUAUUAUAAUUAACCAUUAUUGAGAACCUAAAGAGACAUGAUAAUAGAUAAAUAGUAUAAUAAAAACAGUAGAAAUUGGGGGGGGGGGUUUGGAAAAGGGCUGGAAGAUACUGGACUUGUAAGCGACAAUUUAUGUUUCGUUGUUUUUGUCAGGCACAAUGCUUUGGGAAGUGAAAGCCAUGUACUGUAUUGUAUAAGAUGCUGUUCCAGAAUUUGCGUAAUAUACUUUAAUAAUAAAAGAAAUGUGUAUAUGCUUAUACAGUACAAUAAUUGUUUCCACUCUAAUGCCAAAGAGAUAGGAAUUUUGUAAAAAUUUGCCCCUGAUGAAGUGGACAUGUUACAAAUUCACUCACUUCUUUUGCAAUUAUCUGUGCAAUUUGAUUUUUGUUUUUCUGUGUAUCAAUGUAAAGUAUUGUAUUAUAUGUAUAAAAUGAACAAUAAACUGUACAAUGUUUUUU
Molecule: messenger RNA, 6616 nt
Organism: Erpetoichthys calabaricus (reedfish)
Lineage: Eukaryota; Metazoa; Chordata; Cladistia; Polypteriformes; Polypteridae
Product: guanine nucleotide exchange factor VAV3-like
Exons: 26
Coding region: 440-2956 (838 amino acids)
Biological process (GO): intracellular signal transduction; regulation of GTPase activity; cell migration
Cellular component (GO): cytoplasm; plasma membrane
Molecular function (GO): protein binding; guanyl-nucleotide exchange factor activity
Source: RefSeq, a predicted model, not a curated record